This is a messenger RNA of Daldinia caldariorum, 3327 nucleotides long. RefSeq lists its product as uncharacterized. The coding region runs from base 334 to 3069 and encodes 911 amino acids. Gene Ontology annotation, biological process: mismatch repair. The record is from RefSeq and is a predicted model, not a curated record. The transcript has a single exon. Gene Ontology annotation, molecular function: mismatched DNA binding; ATP hydrolysis activity; ATP-dependent DNA damage sensor activity. Lineage: Eukaryota; Fungi; Ascomycota; Sordariomycetes; Xylariales; Hypoxylaceae. Gene Ontology annotation, cellular component: MutLalpha complex.
CAGAGUUGCAACUUCUCGUCAUGACUUCGGAGGGGCUAUCUGCUAACGGGUUGGAUAGGCAGGUACGAUGGAAGUAAGAAUGAUUUUGCUCCUAGUUCCUAAUUGACUCACUCUACUGAGCUCUUGGGGCUUUUCAAGCAUUUCUGCUCCUUUAGGCUUUAUUCAAGUUGGCCAUAUCUACCUCCUACGUUAGGUACCUGGUAUACUCCCCUUUACAAUUUCUAGUAGGGAUGAAUAGAUAUCGUUGAUCUAUAUUUACCUACCUAAGAACGAGUAAAAUAUAAUUCAACUAAUCAUUUUUAUGAUUUUAACUGGCGUGGUUCAGUCUUCUCCAUGCCUUCAAUUUCCCCCUUACCAGAAUCUACUGCUCGACUCCUGUGCUCACCCCUUGCCAUUACAACGCCCGUUGCUUUAGUCAAGGAACUUGUAGACAAUGCGAUAGAUGCUAAAGCUACAUCGAUUGAGGUUGUUAUCUCUACAGACACGGUAAAGAGAAUUGAAGUCCGAGAUAAUGGAAUCGGUAUUCAUCCAGAUGACCACGAUGUACUUGGAAGACGAGGCCAUACGAGUAAGCUUAGGAGCUUUGAGGAACUGAGAACUCAGUUUGGUAAAACACUUGGUUUUCGUGGAGAAGCACUAGCCAGCGCAAACUCCUUAGCCCAAGUCACCGUCACCACCAAGUACGCUUCAGAGCCCGUCGCAGCUAUCCUCCACAUCAAACCAGGUACGGGAGGUAUACUAAAGCAGCAGCCAGCAUCGGCACCAAUUGGAACUACUGUAAGUAUAGCCGAACUAUUCCAUCAACUACCGGUUCGUGAGCAGGUGGCUAUCAAGAACUCGUCAAAAACGAUAGACAAGAUCCGUGAACUGCUACGCUCCUAUGCAAUGGCAAGGCCCAAACUCAGAUAUUCACUUAGGGUCUUGCAAGCUCCUAAGCAGAAUUGGACUUUCUCGUCGAAUCCUAGCUUCAGCGUGAAAGAAGCAGCUGUUCAGUUAUUUGGCCCAGAGAUUACGACUUAUUGUUUCGAAAAGACGCUUGAGAUAAGUGGUUUGACUGAUAGCAACGACGCUUCUGUAAAACAGCAGGGAGAUUUGCCGAAUUGCAAAUAUGUCUUCGAGGCCUUUAUACUAAAGAAAGACUCACGGCCUUCCAAAUGUUCAAAGCAGCGCUAUUUCUCUGUUGAUGGCCGUCCCGUCACAGCCAAAAGGGGUACCCUGAAGAAAUUGUUAGACAUCUAUGUCGAGCACAUCGGUGUCCUCUCUUCGCAGGGUACUUCGACCGCAAGGCCCAAAGAGUACUUUAUUCGCUUAAAUAUCAAGUGCCCCCCUGGGAGCUACGAUGCUAACAUAGAAGCGUCCAAAGAUGACGUAGUAUUCUCGGACGAGAAGACAAUACUUGACGGAUUUAAGGAUUUGUGUAAGGAGGUAUAUAGAGUAUCACCACCUAGCCGGCUGCAUUCACAGUCACCAACCGAACAGAAUUCUUUUCCAGCCAGCAGUGAUAACCCAGGAGCCCGAAAGCCAUUGCCCAGGAAAUCUGGGGUUAAGUCUAGCCUAAAUGAGCCUCACUGUCUUAGUCCUUCGGCACAAACAACAGACCAACCCAUAAUACAGCCAAUUCCUCAAAGACAUCAGUCCCCUAUUACCUCACAGUCACGAUCUACACAACUGCAAGAUGCUGACCAACAUUCGCAAAGCCCUGGAUCUACCGGAGUUCAGAGUCGAGGACACCAAUCACCCAAUGCCGGACUUACACAAUGCAGAGUUGAUAUGUCUACAGAUUUCAAUGAGUAUAGCUACGACCGUCUCCAGAAGACAUCUUCACGCCCUCCUCAGGCAUCUCAUAUUAUUCAUGAGAAACCAGAUGUAACCAUAACCUCGGCUCCACGAGACGUAAACCCGUGGAUUAUUUCAAAGAUGAAUGCACCAAAUCGUAGUCGGACUGUAGGAAAGCAGCUCAGGAACGAACCAACCCAAAGGUACAGCUCACCACCGUCAGAAUUUGAAUCUGUAAUGACUCCAGAACCUCCUAUACUUCGCCAUACAGGAGCAGCACCACGAGACCUUGACGUCCCCCCAAGCCAGCGAUACUUGGAACCACAAAGUCCUUUAAGUCAACUGCAGCCUAAAGUACCAGGUGGCCCCUAUCGUAGCCCAAUAUCAAGCCCGUCUGGAGUGACCCCACGGAAUACAAUGGGCAAUACUGCAAUACCUUCCACUAUAAAGCCGCGACGGCACCGCAAUACUCUUCCCUGGUCGCCACCCUCAUCUAUCGAAGCACCUGUGAUAAGCAAAAAUCGACUAUCAACUACUAGUAACGAGCCCAUAGCGGACAACACGAAGCAGACCACAAUAUCCUUCCCCAGUGCUGGAAGAAACCGCAAACGCCAACUACAAGACGACAGUAUUCCCAAUUAUCAGAGCUCACAAGGUCCAGAAGAUCAAAGGGAGGACUGGUUUCAAUAUAUACCAAUCCUAGCGAAGGAUAACUCCAGUUAUAACUUUUCGUUGCAGAAAAUGCCCCACGUCCUAGAGCAGAGGCAACGUCAGAUCUGUGUCAAUCCAAAGGCAACCGAAGAUCAACCACGCGUUGAAUUGCGUAAUAUUGGUCUCGAAGAUGGAGCUAAUUCAUCUGAAGUGGUUGAGCCUAUCAGAACAACACUCGCUAGCGAUGACCCUCGAGCAUACCUCUUACGCCGACAAAAGUCGAUGACUAUAGAAGGGACAGAUACCAAGCCAAAGAAACUUCGAAGAUUAAACAGCUCGCUUCUACCCCUGGAGAACAUUCCCCUCAACGAACAAACGCAUUUUCUAGCCGUAGUCGAAGUGUGGAAUACUGACACCUUGCGCGUUUACGUGAGGAAGUAUGCAACAUACGAUGGAUAUAUCACAAAGGGGUUUGUGAAGAACGGCAUUGAGAUGAGUUUAGACGAAGGCCGCAAUGUUGAGAAGCGACUCAAGUCAUUCUUUCUCAGACAGCCAGGCGUGGCCGAUGGCGAAGAGGUUGUCCCUGAAAUUAAUAUUUGUUCCUUGUUGAAAGGCAAAGGAGUUAAGACCACCUGUUUGUAGCCCGAUUGAGACGGUAUAUGAUGUUGAUACACGAUAGGUCAAGUAGGGGAUCUAAUUUGCUGAGGUGGUGGCUUUUUAAUGGAGAGAUGUAAGCCGCGUCUGGGAAAAGUAAGAAACUAUGGGGAUAAUAUGGCAGUGGUGAUAUACAUUGCUUUCCAGCCGAGCUACAGUUGAGGGCGCUUGCAUAAUUGCUUCAUGUAGGAGACACUUCUACUAAUUCAUAAUAUCAGUUACAGCUAUCUAGGUAGCUUGAGGUCC